Molecule: messenger RNA, 5376 nt
Organism: Prorocentrum cordatum
Lineage: Eukaryota; Dinophyceae; Prorocentrales; Prorocentraceae
Source: the annotation of a GenBank genome assembly
AUGGUCUUGGCGCCGGACUUCGUGGCCAAUCUCAAGGACAGGUUGGCUGCCUACUUGAGGGAGAAGGCUGAGUGGGCUCUGCCGAUUGCCACGCCCGAGUUUCCGGAGCCGCCUGAGGGCGACUGUGCCUUCUGCCAUUGCGAGUACCGCAAGACGCCCAACCCGAUGCAGAAUCGGAAAAAUCCGUUCUUGGAGGUCGGCCGCAAGGGUGCGCUCGGGUGCCUGGUGUGCCGCAACAUGCAGAAUUGGGCUAUGCAAGGCGUCGACCGCGACCGCAUGGUGAAUGGGUGCAAGUUCGUGAAUGGCGAGCCUCAGGAGCCUGAGUUCUACGAGAAGUACAUGUUGCUCUGGUUUCUGUGGCUGGACAGGCACCGCAACCCGAAGCUGGCAAUCGUGAAGCUCUCCGCGGACAUACCAGGUGGCUUCAAGACAGAGGUCGUCAUGAAGGACUCCCAUUCGCUGGACGCGGAGGAGAACCUGGGCAUCUUCUGGCCCGAGUGGGUGUACCUGAGGGAGAAGGGCACCAAGCCCGACAAGAAGGCCAUCGUGACCAAGACGAUCAACAACAAGAAGAUGAGGGGCGUGAUCCUGGGCAAGGAACAUGGCAGGCCCCUCAAUACCUGGAAGCUCAAGGAGAAGCAUUCCCAGGGUGUCGAGUACAAUAAGAAGCUCGACUCUGAUGGGGCAGUCAGGGGCCAUGAACAAAUCAAGGAGCUCUACGACAUGCUAGUGGGUAAGAUGGCCGUCAAGCUCACGCAGAAAGAUAAGGAUGCCCCGAUCUUCCUGGCGAUGAAGGACUCGGCGCUGACCGCCGGCUUGUCCAGCGGCGGCGCCGGCCCGACGGGUUCGCUAGACCAGAAGACCCUGAAGAUCUUGCUCGCUGGGGAGCGGGCGCUCCUGGCGGCGAAGCAGGAACUGAACGGGUACCUGGCAGUGGAUAACGAGGAGUUGAUCGGACCGAAGCGCAUGAAGACCUCGCUGGAGGGGCUGAAGAAAGCCAUGGUCCCCAAGUUCGUGGACGUGUACGUCGUGGCAGGCCGUUUCACCAGCACCAUGGCCGGCGUGGACAUGACGGGCAUGGACCUCUACGAGGACAUGCGCAUCGUCCACGACAAGCUGGCCGUCUGUUUGGCCCUCGCGACAGCCUUGACCAGGAAGGUCGUGGACACUUCUGAGAUCAUGGACGCCCUGGAAAAGGCAACGGUAAUGGUUUCUUUACCGAUGAUCACGAUUGGCGUCGUGUGGGGACACAGUGUCUGGAGUGCAUUUAACGAAGGCCAGUACGAAGUCGCAGUCAGUCGCCUUUCGCCGAGCAACAGUGGGCUCCCCAAGGUACUCCUCGAAAAGAUCAGCCCCGACGAUGCGAUCAAGUUCCAGGAGACUUUCCUCGUGGACGCCGUGAUCAAGCUCCUCCGCGGCAGCGGCAUGGUUGACGCCUGUGCGAAGUUCGCCACGGAGGUCGUGAAGUUAUUGCCCAACAUGCCCGAGUCGAGCUGCCGGUGCGACCUCUCCAGGUGGGUCGCCCUCGCCUUGGUGAAGCAGGCGUCCGCGGACGAGUUGGAUAAGAUCGAGGAGAUCAAGGACGCGUACUCGAAGGAGGCCGGCGACUACCAGUCGAAGUUUGCCAGGUCGAUGAAGGUAUUCGAUACGGGCCUGCUGCUGAUGAAACAGGUGGACAACGAGCUUGCGGCGGUGAAGGCAGAGAGCGGCCUGCGCCUGACCUUGGACAAGCUCACCCAGGACGUCGGCAAGGUUGGCGCCCUCAGAGGCCUUUGCGAGGACAAGGUCACCAUCGACUCCGACCAAGUCGCGGUGCUUCAGAAUCUGCAGGAGAAUCUGUCGAAGCUCCAGGGCGUCAUGACCGAUCGGUUCAAGGCGGCCAACGAGGUGCAGUUGGCUGCUGUGAGCGACUUCCUCGAGAACGCCAGGGCUUCUUUUAUGUCGGCAUACGGCGUCAGGUCUAUCCAAACGGUGAUCGAUAAAAUCUUCAAGCCGGCGCUGCCUCUUCUCAAUGAGAUAUGCAACGACGCAUCGGGAACUCUGAAGAUCGACGAUCAGCGGCAAGCGGCGUGGCAGUUGGCAAGCACGCAUGCGACGAUGGAGGCCCUUCCAGACAUUGCCGACACUGCAUUCCCCAAGUUCGCGACCGCCGAGCAAACCAACGGCUUCACCACGACCUGCGCGGCCAUCUCCGUCGACACCCGCUGCGUGAUCGCCGGGGUCUCUGCGUUGCUGGGCAAUGCCCCCUUUGACUUGUGCGACCCCGUCUUGUUGAAGCUGGUUGAGCUGCUGGACGACGAGAACGACGAUAAGCACGCCAUGCUGAAGAACCCCGACGACAACGCGAAGGAGUUCGAGGCGAAGGUCCGGGCUGUCAUCAGCAAGCGCCUCAACUGCUACAUCUUCAACGACGGCGUCAUGGCCAAAUUCAAGACGCAGGCUAAGCAGCUCUGGGAUUUGGGGCCGGUGUGCGUCGAGCGCUUCCUUGGCACCUGGAUCCCAGGCGACGUGGCAGUCGCGGACAACGUCGUCGAGGUGCUCUCCACGUUCGUCUCCCAUUACAGGGGCUUCGUUUGCCCCUCGCCCUCGAUCCUCGACGACCCCGAGCAUCGCGGCGCCUCCAUCGACGCGAUGGCGUGGGCGCCGUUGCUUGCCCGGUUCAAGCAGCAGCCGACCAGCGGGCACCACCUCGUCAAGAAUUUGCCCGCCGUCGAGAGCGACCUGUCAGAAGAUGAUAGAAUGAACGGCCUGACGAGCAUGAUGAAGCAUCUCGAGGCGGCGGUGUAUCAGGGCGAGACGCUGAAGCAGAUCAUGGAGUUCGCUGAAUCAUGGUCGGGGAUAUCGUCAGAUUUACACGCGAGGAUGAUCGAUUUGGUCACUCAGUGCAAGAGGGCGCACGACGCUGACAAGGCUGGUUUGCGGCAGUCGGUGGUGGACUUCGUGGCCCGGGUGGCCCUCGGCGCUGAUCGCUCCGCGCAGCAGGUGGGUUUGGCAGCUCUCAUGUCGGAGACCGCCGGCGAGUUCUACCAGAAGAAGGACGACGUCGUCGCGAUGUGCUCGGCGCCGCUCAUGAGGGCCAUCUUCGCCGAGAUGAAGUGGUUCUACAGCGCCGCUGUCCGCGACGUGCGCGCCCUGUGCGAGGGCGCUCUCGGGUUCGACCCAGCGGCCAGCAACGACGCCGUUCAGCGGGCUGGACUCCUCGCCGGGAGCGGCACUGCGGUGCUGGCGAUGUGGCGUCCGCUUCGCCAGGGCGAGGUUCGCGAGGAGGUGAUCGUGCGCUGCGCGCGCUUGGUGGCUAGCAAGGUGGGUGUGUUGCGGAUCCACCCGCUCGUCAGGGCCUUCAUGGAUUCCCACGGCGACAUGGUGCAGGAGCCCGACGUCGAUCCCGACGGCGCAGGCUCGGAGGUCGACGGAGAGGCGCCAGCGGGCGGCGAGGCCUCGGCCAUGGCCGCGGAGCUUGGCGGGCGGCCGCAGGCGGCGGCGCCGGCGGCGGCGCCGGCGGCGGCGCCGGCGGCGCAGGAGGCUCCGGAGGCGGAGCAGCCAACUCAGGUCGUCGCCGUCGUCCGUCUGGCGCAGCCGCUGGCAGCCGUGGCGCGGCGCCUCCCGCUGCUGCUUGGGCUCACAGGCGACUGGGCAUCGCAAUCCGCGGCGUCCCUGGCUUGCGCGGCCUCUGCGCCGCCUGGCCGUUGCCGCGCGAUGGCGCCCGAGUGCGCCGGCGGUUCCGCCGCCCCUGUUGACGUCGCGACGCUGCCGGUGCCUGUCGACGAGUUCGACUCCGACAAUGAGCCCAUGUCAGAGCUGGCGUCUCAGUCCUCACAGUCCGAGCCUACGGACCCACCACCAGCGGCACCUGCAGCGGAGGUCUCGGCGGCGCAGACCUGGCUCAACGCUCCUGUGGCCCGCGAGGCGAGCGCGCAGACGGACCUGACCUGGCUCUAUGGCGGAGGCUACUUUGAGCCCGCCGAUUUGACGACGCUCUCGCCAGGCGAUGCGAGUGAGCCCCCAUCGCCGCCGCCAGGCAGCCCCCCCAGCGUCUCCUGGCCGAUGCCAGUUACGCCAACACUGGUGACGCCUCCCCAGCAGCAGCAGCAGCCGCCUCAGGACGCCGCGGCCACGGCGACCUCGCCUGACGGCACAGACCCCUGGAGCGGCGGCCCGCCGCCGCCGCGGCCGAAGAAGGCUGCCCCCGCCGUCAAGCCGCCCCCCGCCAAGUACGCUGCGGGCGCGGGGGCGGCGAGCUCCUGGGAGCCGAUGGCGCCCGAGGCCUUGGCGGGCCCAGCUGCUGGCGAGCCGCCCCCGCCCCAGCGCGAGCACGAUGGCCCGCCUCUGCUCAUUCGCAAGCCGCCCCCGCCGCAGUUCGCCCACCUGGCGAAGCCCGCUGCGAAGCGGCCACCGCCGCCGCUGCCCUGGGAUGCCGCGGAGCCUGCCGAUGCUGGCACCGCAGAGCCGCCGCCGACGUUUGGCAAUCCGCCGACGCUCAGCCCACCGCCAGCGAAGAGCGGCGCCUGGGUCACGAUCCGCCCGUCGCAGGUGCUGCACGUGCUGCAUAUACGGCCGGCCGUCGAGGAAGUGUACGGUGCCAAGUGGGCCCACUAUGCUUUCUUGACCCAUGAGCAGAUGGCUGCGCGCCUGGCGCGCGGGAAGGCCAAGGCCAAGGCCAAGGCCACCGCGGCCAAGGCCAAGCCCGCGGCCAAGAAGCGCGGCCUCGAGGAGGCGGCGGCGGCGCCAGGCCAGAGCAGCUCGCUGGUCUCCGACCUGCGGGGAUUUCUCAACGAGACGAAGCUGUCCGACGUCACAUUCCUCGUCGAGGGCAAGCCGGUCUACGCGCACAAGCUUCUUUGCAUGCGGUGCUCGUACUUCCGAGCCAUGUUCGACGGGCAGAUGCGCGAGGCUCAGCAGAAGACCAUCACCAUCAACAACGUGUCCCACCGCGUCUUCCUCGCACUGCUCGAGUACCUCUACACCGACGAGGUGGAGAUCAGCAUGGAGAUCGCGAUGGACCUCUUCGUUGCUUCCGACCAGUUCGGAGUGGAGCGUCUCAAGAGGCUCUGCGAGAAGAAGAUACUGCUGUCGAUCAACAUAGACAGCGCGGCGACCAUUUUGCAGGCCGCCAACAUGCACAUCGCGCACGGCCUGCGAGAGAGCUGCAUGGACUUCAUCCUGCGGAACUUCGACGCGGUGUCCAAGACCGGGGCCUUCGAGGAGAUGGGACGCUCGAACGUGGAGCUGGUCUUCGAGAUCCUCAAGAGCCGGUGAGGGUGCCCGCCUGCGGUUGCGCCAUCCGUCGUCCGACCCCGGCCACCGACGUCUCGGACAGCUUGCUUGGGUCAGCGGGCGCGAGGAGAGUCGGACGCCAGUCUAGCUGCGGGAGGGGCA